AUGCUCAGCCUAUUGGCAAUGCUUUGGGGCUUACCAGCACUUGCCGCAAGUGCUCGAUGCAGAAAUGGUGGUGAAUGGGUAGCACAUGCGUGUACCAUGGAUGCACAGUGUGUGCCGUAUAAACCACGUCAGACUGAUCGAGUAGCCUGUAUUGGCUCGGAAUGCUGCACUGUUCCAUGCUCGAACAAUGGAUCGUAUAUUGGAAGAGCAUGUUUUGAAUCGAUCGACUGUUUACCGUACACGACGGAAAAAGUUGCUUGUUUGCAUGGGCUCUGUUGCACUGUAAGUUUUUCUUCAGGUCAAAUAAGAAGAAUGGAACGCACCAAGAUUGCCGGUGCGAUCAUGCGUUUUUGCGUAAUUUCGUGCAGCAGCAAUUCCAUUAACAAUAACCAUUUGCUGUAGUA
This is a messenger RNA of Gongylonema pulchrum, 404 nucleotides long. The record is from the annotation of a GenBank genome assembly. NCBI's taxonomy places the organism in Eukaryota, Metazoa, Nematoda, Chromadorea, Rhabditida, Gongylonematidae.